AUGUCUAAAGCAUUCCAACAACCCCUCCUCAUCUCAAGUGAGGGGGAUCGUCGGUGGGUGGAUGCGGGCAAACCGAGACCGAGCACGAGUCGGCGCCGUGACAAGCCACAACUUUCCUGCAAUCUCUGCCGGCAAAAGAAGUUGAGAUGUGAUCGCCAGCAGCCAUGCUAUAAUUGCGCCGGGCGCGGACUUUCCUGCAUAUAUGCACAAAAUCCUGACAAUGGAGCACCUUCAUCUUCGAUUGGCGAACCACAACCUACAUUGCAGGACCGCCUAGCCCAUUUGGAAAGAUUGGUCAAGGUUCUCAUGCCAGGCCCUUCAAGUCAGUCUAGCCCCAACGCUGUCACAACCUCAGGCGCCAUUGGCGACGUCAUGAGUGCUCGAAUACACGAUAAUUCACUUGUUGAUACCUCCGCGGAUGUCCGCUCAGAGUGUGGGAGCAUCAGUGCCACGGCGACAGAGCUUCCCUACAUUGGUGACGACCACUGGGCUGCCAUUCUGGAAAGUAUUUCCGACUUGAAGCACCAGGUCGAUAGAGAUGAACAGACAAGGAUGGAUGAUACCAUCGGAGAUGACAAUCCGUACACGAGACGCCCAUCCCCACAUGCCCUUCUCCUCUAUGGCUGUCCUCGUGCUCGGUCGCGAGAGGAGAUUUUGUCCGCUCUACCACCUAAACCAGCGGUAGACCGCUAUGUUUCGUUUUAUUUCAACCAUCUGUCGCUAGCUUACUCCGUUAUUCACUCCCACAGCUUUCUUGGCGAGUAUCAAAAAUUCUGGGAAGCGCCUUUUGAAACUCCAAUCGCUUGGAUCGGCCUACUAUUUACCAUCAUCUGCCUUUCCGUAAUUGCCUCAAAGGAUAACGAUGAGAUUCGUGACAAGGCUGAGGACGAACGAUCGCGUCUCCAGAUCGAUUCCUAUCAGGAAAAGAUUGUUCAAUGUCUAAUCUUAGCUGAAUACACCAGAACCGGCCCGCAUAUCCUAGAAACCAUGAUUCAUUACGCUCACAUAGAGUUCGCCAUCCAUCCAGAUGCCAACACUGACCUAUGGUACCUUUUCGGCAUUGUCGCAAAUAUGGCAAUGCGAAUGGGAUUUCACCGUGACGCUCGCUACUUCAAGGGAAUAACGCCCUUCCAGGCCGAGAUGCAGCGCCGGAUAUGGUCGUCGCUCCUGAUGGGAAACAUUAUCAUUGCUGGUCAAGUGGGAAUGCCUCGCAUGAUCUCGGCCACGCAGUACGACACCGCCGAACCCCGAAAUCUGACUGAUGCAGACCUCGAUUUAGUUCAUACGGGCGGGAUGACCGGGCUCCCUCCAUCGCGACCCGAGACUGAAUAUACUCCAAUACUUGGCGUCAUUGCAAUGAGGAGGAUCGUAGAAGCUCUGGGUCAAAUCUCGGAACUUCGAGCCGCUGUCACAGCGUGCACAUAUGAGGAGGUCAUGCGUGCCGACAGCGCUUUACAACGAGCAGCUGACAGUAUGCCUCCUCCAAUGAAAAUGAAACCCAUGGCGGCUAGUAUAACUGAUUCACCCCAUGCGAUAAUGUGGCGACUGUUCAUCGGUCAUUUAUUCUACAAGGGCCAAAUAAUGCUCCACCAACCGUACAUGUUUGCUUCGGCAACAGGGAAUAUUCAUGCUUACUCGCAAGAGACGUGCUUAGAUGCAUCGCUGAACAUGUUGGAGAUUCAGGGGAUUUUGGAUGAGGAGACACGCCCCGGGGGACAAAUAUCGAUGAUGCGAUGGCGAGUCUCCUUAAUUAUGAAUAAUCAGUUCCUUACGGCGACGAUGAUCCUUUGUUCGAUGUUGCACCGCGGAGUGACACUGAGAAGAGAGGAGGAGAUUAAGUCAGAGCUACGGAAGACUCGAACAGUCUGGAUGAGAGGCAGCCGCAACUCCCGAGAAGCCCAGAAAGCCGCAGAGGCAGUCAGUUUUGUUCUUUGCGAAUCUGCGGGUGGAUUAUCCACCGAGCUGUUCAGCGCAGGCCCAUCAGGGCAGCUUCUCGACCCCUUCAUGUUGGAUGCAAUCAACCGUGAAGGUGUGUGCUUUGGGGAACCAGGCUUAAGCACUGACCCCAUGGAGACGUUUGACUGCUUAGUCCUAGAGACACCCGCUGCUCCUAGCGAGGAGACUCCCAACGGCAACUCGGUCGUCGAAACUGAUCUUGUGGAACCGGAUCUUGAUUUCGGAGACGUGAGGAUAUGA
Molecule: messenger RNA, 2196 nt
Organism: Clonostachys rhizophaga
Lineage: Eukaryota; Fungi; Ascomycota; Sordariomycetes; Hypocreales; Bionectriaceae
Source: the annotation of a GenBank genome assembly